GUCAACAUCCCUGGUUCCCUGCUGCAACUGCAGCGUUGCAUUCGUGAGCGGCUAGGGUUUCUCCGCUAAAUGAGUUAAUUGGACAAUGUUUUAUUGAACUUCAUUUGUAAGGAUAUGAAUCAUCAACAGCUUUUUAAGAAUUAAACGAACAAAUUCAGAUGAUAUAAAAUGAAGCUUACACGGAAGUUGGUUCUCGCUAAAGCCAAGGCCUCCGAUUUAGACAGCGUGAAAAAACUCAACUGUUGGGGCUGCAGCCUGACUGAUAUCUCAAUCUUCUCUCAAAUACCCAACGUUGAGGUGCUGACACUCAGUGUUAACAGCAUCUCAUCGCUCUCUCCACUUGCUGGCUGCCAGUCUCUGUGCGAACUGUACCUGAGACGAAACAUGAUUCCUUCUCUUUCUGAACUCUCCUACCUACGACCACUGACACGUCUGAAGGUGCUCUGGUUAGCCGAAAACCCUUGUUGUGGAACUGACCCCAGUCAAUACCGGCUAAAUGUACUGCGCUGUCUACCUCGUUUACAAAAGCUGGACAACCAGGUGGUGACAGAAGAGGAGCUUGCACUUGCUCUCAUGGAGGGGGAGGAGGUCACUACACCACCUGCCAGUUUCCAGAACCAGCUUUCCACCAACGGGCUGACAGACUUGGAGACAGAAAAUGACCCCCUAAACUACAACAUGGAGGAAACCAAUAAAAUCAGGGAACAGUUAGGGAUGAAGCCUCUUCCCAGAGAUAAAUUCCCAUCACUUUCAUCCCCAUCGACUAGAGACAGCAUACCAGUUGUCAAAAAGACACAUACUCUCGAGGCAGUGCUGUUGCUACUGAAGGAUUUGGAUGAAGACGAGCUACACAUCAUACACACCGCUACCCAGAACAGACUUCAAACAUACACUCAGCUCAGAAACCCUAAUGAACUCACUGCAGACACAGAAAACUACUGACAUCCAACAAUGAUAUGUU
Molecule: messenger RNA, 961 nt
Organism: Lampris incognitus (smalleye Pacific opah)
Lineage: Eukaryota; Metazoa; Chordata; Actinopteri; Lampriformes; Lampridae
Gene: cfap410
Product: cilia and flagella associated protein 410
Exons: 7
Coding region: 169-942 (257 amino acids)
Biological process (GO): cytoskeleton organization; mRNA splicing, via spliceosome
Cellular component (GO): U4/U6 x U5 tri-snRNP complex
Molecular function (GO): protein binding
Source: RefSeq, a predicted model, not a curated record